GUUCCACUGCCUAUUGUCCAUCCUCCGACGUCACCAUGGCUCCGUACAAUAUCCGGUGGGGUAUUAUGGGUAUGUUUUCCAUCUUGUACACGCCCCAGAGGCAUUCUAAGCUGACAAGACCUCAAAUGAAAAAUAGCCACCGGCUGGAUUGCAGAUAGUAGGUCUCCACGGUUUCCCUCAGAACAAGCCUCAAAUUGAUGGAUAAUCAAUCGAGAGUAACAUAACAGCUAAUGCAAUUACUUGACGCUUAGUCUUUGUAAGAGAUCUUCUGCGCGACCCCAACCUCCGAGACGCAUCUGACGUCUCUCACACCGUCGUUGCCGUUGCCUCCUCUUCAGCCAAGGACCGGGCGGAGAAGUUCAUUGCUGAUACGGGCAUCCCGGCGCCGUGUGCCGCGUACGGCUCAUACGAAGAGCUCGUGGCCGAUGCUAACGUGGACGUGGUGUACGUCGCGACGCCGCACUCGCACCAUUUCCAGAAUGUGAUGCUUGCGCUGGAAGCAGGCAAGAAUGUUCUCUGUGAGAAGGCUUUCACCGUCAAUGCGGCACAGGCGAAGAUCCUGUGCGAGACGGCCAAGAAGAAGAAUCUUUUCCUGAUGGAGGCCGUGUGGACCCGGUACUUCCCUCUCAGUGUGCAGGUCCGGGACCUCAUCAAGCACGGAGCAAUUGGCGAAGUUCUCCGGGUGGUUGCCGACAACAGCUUCGGGGAUAACGUCGAGGAGCGAUGGGGCACUCAGCAUCGGAUGGUGAAUAAGGAUCUCGCUGGUGGCUGCUUGCUGGAUCUGGGCAUCUACUCCUUGACCUGGGUCUUCCAGACCAUGUACCACACUCUUCCCCGGGAGCAGCGCAAAGCUCCUUCGGCCAUCUCCGCGCACAUGUCUCUCUACCACCUGACUGGCGCCGACGAGGCCACCACAAUCCUUCUCACGUUCCCGACGACCACCCCAAGUAACAAUGCCCAGCCCGGUCAAUCGCAGGCAGUCGCCAUGACCCAUCUGCGGAUCGCGACCGAUCCCGAUGAGAAGGGCGCCGCUGGUCCCUCGAUCCGCAUCCAAGGGACCAAGGGCGAGAUUCAGGUCUUUGGCCCCGCCUUCCGGCCCGAGCGGUACCGUCUAAUUCCCAAGAAGGGACUUGGCGAGAUCAAGGAGGUGCAGUGCCCGUUCCCGGCGGAUGGGAAGGGCAUGUACUGGGAGGCCGACGAGGUGGCGCGGUGCUUGCGCGAUGGAAAGCUCGAGAGCGAUGGGCUGCCUUGGGAAGAGAGCAUUGUCAUCAUGGAGGUCAUGGACGAGAUUAGACACCAGGGUGGGUUGACCUAUCCGGAGAAGAUCGAGUCCACUGUUUACCCUACCCAGCUGUAAGGGUUGCGGAAAUCUAUAUAUACUUGGCUCUGCGGCCGUAGAUCGAGUUAUUUUACAUUUUACAUGGCUGGCUUCCUACGGGGUUAUCCGGCUGAAC
This is a messenger RNA of Aspergillus novofumigatus IBT 16806, 1454 nucleotides long. Its product is annotated as Gfo/Idh/MocA family protein. The record is from RefSeq and is a predicted model, not a curated record. The transcript is spliced from 2 exons. The coding region runs from base 485 to 1357 and encodes 290 amino acids. NCBI's taxonomy places the organism in Eukaryota, Fungi, Ascomycota, Eurotiomycetes, Eurotiales, Aspergillaceae.